AUGGCGUCGUUGCCAGAGGAGGAGGAGGCCUUCGAGCACACGCUGCUGGUGGUGCGCGAGGUGUCGGUGUUCAAGAUCCCGCCGCGCACCACCAGCGGCGGCUACAAGUGCGGCGAGUGGCUGCAGACGGACAAGAUCUGGACGGGCCGCCUCCGCGUGGUGUCGUGCGGCGACCGCUGCGAGAUCCGGCUCGAGGACCCGGGCUCCGGGGACCUCUUCGCCGCCUGCUUCGUGCUGCCGGGCCAGAGGGACAGCGCCGUCGAGACCGUGCUCGACUCGUCGCGCUACUUCGUGCUCCGCAUCGAGGACGGCAGGGGGAAGCACGCCUUCGUCGGCCUGGGCUUCGGCGAGCGCAAUGAGGCCUUCGACUUCAACGUCGCCCUGUCGGAUCACGAGAAGUAUGUCAAGAGAGAGCAAGACAAGGAGACCGGUGGCGAGGAGGCAGACGAUAGCCAGAUUGACAUCCACCCGGCGGUGAAUCGCCGGCUCAAGGAAGGUGAAACCAUUAGGAUAAACGUGAAAAACAAGCCAUCAACUGGAAGUGGCAUGCUUUCCUCUGCUGGCUUAUCUGGUGGGGCCACUGAAAAACCUAAAGCAAGCAUGCUCCUUGCACCACCGCCAGGUGCAACCGGGAAGCUUCGGUCUCCGCUCCCACCUCCCCCUAAUGACUCUGCAUCUGCAAGAAUGAGUUCUGGACCCAAUGCUGGAACCAGGGCCUCAAAAGAACCUACCAAGAAAAGCAUCGACCCCUUUUCAGAUAUUUCUGCUCUAGAGCGAAGCCUACCCUCAUCGACCGAACUGGGACAAACAAAAAGCACCGGUGCCGGAUGGGCAGCAUUUUGA
This is a messenger RNA of Triticum turgidum subsp. durum (durum wheat), 843 nucleotides long. Lineage: Eukaryota; Viridiplantae; Streptophyta; Magnoliopsida; Poales; Poaceae. The record is from the annotation of a GenBank genome assembly.